CCCGGCUUUCGGGGUGCUCAGGAAGCUGCGCUCCGGUUUGCAGGCGCGGAGCUCUCACGCUUGUACAUUUGAAUAUAAAAAAAGGGACUUUUUCCAGUUUAAGAGAGCGGUCAGAGCGGCCGCCGAGGUGCUGGCGGUGGCUGUUGAGAGGCAGGUGAGCAGUCGCAGGGUGUUAUCGCUGCUUUCCGGGCGGCAGGAAGCGUUUCAGUCGGUCGCCAGACAACCUGGAGCAAAUCCCGCCGGAGCUAAGCCUCUGCUGUCUGUCCUGAUCUUGUCUGGGGACUGUUGACAACAACAAAGUCCAGCGGGCUCCAAUGGUUUUGUGCCCUCUCCAGUAAAAAAAAAGAAAUGUAGGAGUUUUGAUGCUUCUGUCACCUGGCAGAAGUGUGGGAGAGUGGAUGGGAUGAGUUCAGUGGAUUCUUCACUUGGGCUAUGUGGCUUAGCCCAGAGAAGUGCAGCUCUUAAGUUAACGAGGGAAGGCAGGAACUGUAGUGCCAGGACAAGAGGAAUGGCUUCCCACUGCCAAAGGGCAGGGAUGGACAGGAUAUUGGGAAGGAAUUCCUCUCUGUGAGGGUGGUGAGGCUCUGGCACAGGUUGCCCAGAGAAGCUGUGGCUACUCCAGCCCUGGAAGUGUCCAAGGCUAGGUUAGACAGGGCUUGGAGCAGCCUGGGAUAGUGGAAGGGGCUAGAAUGAGGUGAGCUUCAAAAUCCCUUCCAAUGCAAACCAUUCCUCUUUUCUCCUUGUAGGGAAGGGCACUGCCCCAGGCACAAUCUCGUACUGUGCCUCAUUUUUGCUAAACGGAUGGCGAUUGGGUGUAACACCUGCAGGUGUAGUGCAAUGGAAAUAAAACCUUUAGAUAAAACAGACAGGAACCUGCCUCCCCCCUCAUUUGAGCUCUGUGGGAAUUUUGCUGCUGGAAAGUGCUGAGACCUUGCUGUGACUUCACUUGCAGUUGUUCUUUUAACCUGUAGUUUUACUACUUCAGAGAACACCAUUUUGGGAGGAACAGCAAAGAGAGUUAAGGACAAAAACUGAUGGACCAUUACAUCUUCCAAAAUGAGCCUUUUCACACUUUCCUACUGGAAAAUAACUUGUCCUGAAGAGAGAAGAAUUCAGUGCUGGACUGUCCUAAACACUACCCAUGGUGCAGCUUCCGAGGACAGCUUGAUUUCUGUGACUUGAAGAGGAGGCACAUGUGCAGUGAGCCAAGAGGACAUGGGCUUCCAGUGCAUCUGGAACAAUGAUCAGGUACUGGGCCCAGGUGUCACAUGUGAGUCGCGUCCUGCAAGCGCUCUGAGCACCCCCUCGGGCCGUCUCCUUGAUGCACACUCACGGCAUCAUGGCCAGCACUCAGGAGCGCCUGAGCCUGUCUUCCUCUCCCAACUCCAUCGGCAAAGCGUUCUGUGAGGACAAAGACUUGGGGAGGUUCCCCGCCGAGCCGCCGGCCGCCGGGAGCCAGCCGUCCCCGGAGCUGCUGGAGGACGUGCGGGAGCGGGGCUCGCUGCCGGCCGAGCUGCUGGAGGGCGUCGGCAGCCCGGGCACGGCGGCCGUGCUGACCAGCAUCAGCGAGGACGCCCGCGACCACUUCGAGAACAGCGUGCUGCAGCUGCGGGAGCAGGACGAGCCCGAGCCGGGGCUCCCGCAGGGCACCCGCAGCCCCGGGGACGGCGACACCAACGGAGCCGGCGACGAUGUGAAGGUGCAGUUCAACCGCACGGGCAGCGGCAGCGGCGGCUUCCUCGAGGGGCUCUUCGGCUGCCUGCGGCCCGUGUGGAACAUCAUAGGCAAGGCCUACUCCACGGACUACAAACUGCAGCAGCAAGACACGUGGGAGGUGCCGUUCGAGGAGAUCUCGGAGCUGCAGUGGCUGGGCAGCGGGGCGCAGGGCGCUGUGUUCCUGGGCAAGUUCCGGGCAGAGGAGGUGGCCAUCAAGAAAGUGAGGGAUCAGAACGAGACGGACAUCAAGCACCUGCGGAAGCUCAAGCAUCCCAACAUUAUCGCCUUCAAGGGAGUUUGCACCCAGGCCCCGUGCUACUGCAUCAUCAUGGAGUACUGUGCCCACGGGCAGCUCUACGAGGUCCUGCGGGCCGGCAGGAAGGUCACCCCGCGGCUGCUGGUGGACUGGUCCACGGGGAUUGCCAGUGGCAUGAACUACCUGCACCUCCACAAAAUCAUCCAUCGAGACCUCAAGUCACCAAAUGUUUUGGUUACACACACAGAUGCAGUAAAGAUUUCAGAUUUUGGUACAUCUAAAGAGCUCAGUGACAAAAGUACCAAAAUGUCCUUUGCUGGGACAGUGGCGUGGAUGGCCCCAGAGGUGAUACGGAACGAGCCCGUCUCCGAGAAGGUGGACAUCUGGUCAUUUGGGGUGGUUUUGUGGGAGCUGCUCACGGGAGAGAUUCCGUACAAGGACGUGGACUCUUCAGCCAUCAUUUGGGGAGUGGGUAGUAACAGCCUCCACCUUCCUGUCCCUUCCACCUGCCCAGAUGGCUUCAAAAUCCUCAUGAAGCAAACCUGGCAGAGCAAGCCCCGGAACCGUCCGUCCUUCCGGCAGACACUGAUGCACCUGGACAUCGCCUCUGCUGAUGUGCUGGCUACUCCUCAGGAAACCUACUUCAAAUCCCAGGCUGAAUGGAGAGAAGAAGUGAAGAAACAUUUUGAGAAAAUUAAAAGUGAAGGAACUUGUAUCCACCGGCUGGAUGAAGAAUUGAUUCGCCGUCGGAGAGAAGAGCUGAGACAUGCGUUAGAUAUCCGUGAGCACUACGAGAGGAAGCUGGAGCGAGCCAAUAACCUGUACAUGGAGCUCAGUGCUAUCAUGCUGCAGCUGGAGGUGCGGGAGAAGGAGCUCAUCAAGAGGGAACAAGCAGUGGAAAAGAAGUACCCUGGGACUUACAAACGCCACCCAGUCAGACCAAUCAUCCACCCCAAUACAGUGGAGAAGUUGAUGAAGAGGAAAGGGGUCUCCCAUAAACCAGGCAGUCAGACCAAACGGCCGGAUCUACUGAAGUCAGAGGGCAUACCCAGCACAGAAGCAGCAUCCAAUGGCUCCCCAGUCUCAGGAAGUCCCAAGAUGUCAACCCUGAGUGGCAAAAGCCGGUACCGCAGCAAGCCCCGGCACCGCCGAGGGAACAGCAAAGGCAGCUACAAUGAAUUUGCAGGGAUCUUGAAAAACCAGCCAGCGCAAGAUGACGCCCCCCAGCCCGGCCCUCCCCACCCUCCCCACGCCCCCGCAGCGCCGCAGCAGCCCGGCCACAGCCCCCACGGGCAGCACUCGCGGCUGCACGCCCACGGGCAGGACAUCGCCACCUGCGCCAACAACCUGCGGUACUUCGGCCCCGCGGCCGCGCUGCGCAGCCCCCUCAGCAACCACGCGCAGCGCCGCGUCUCCGGCUCCAGCCCCGACCUCAUCUCCACCGCCAUGGAGGCCGACUGCCGCCGCGGCCUGGACAGCAAGGACAGCACGGCCGAGCGCUGGGAGUGCUGCCAGGCCGAUCCCUACGACCCCUGCCUGCAGUGCAGGGACGAGGACGGUGGCCAGGCGCAGAUGGCAUCUGUGGAACCGGGGGGGAGCCGCCCCCAGUCCCCCGCGUCCCUCUACGAGAGCGCGCAGUUCAUGGAGAAGCUGGAGGAGCAGGGCCCGGCGGCGUCUGCCCUGGGCACUCCCCAGCACUUGGCUUCCUCAGGGCUGCCCUGCAAAGCAAGAUCCCUCCAAAAGAGCGGGGAUGAGUCGUCAGAAGAGGAGGAGGGCGAAGUUGACAGUGAAGUGGAGUUUCCUCGUAGACAAAGACCCCACCGCUGCAUCAGUAGCUGCCAGUCCUACUCAACCUUCAGCUCUGAGAACUUCUCUGUGUCGGAUGGAGAGGAGGGGAACACGAGCGACCACUCGAACAGCCCGGAUGAGCUGGCCACCAAGCUGGAGGAUGAGCUGGCCGAGAAGCUGGAGGACAUGUUGUCCCAGACUCCAGAGAUCCCCAUUGAAAUCUCCACGCAGUCGGAUGGGCUUUCGGACAAAGAGUGUGCCGUGCGGAGGGUCAAGACUCAGAUGUCUCUGGGCAAACUUUGUGCAGAUGAACACAGCUGUGAGAACCCACCACAGUUUGGAGAAUCAGACUGUGACUCUUCUGAAGGGGAGUGUUCUGAUGCCACGGUCAGGACCAAUAAGCCCUGCAGCUCUGCUACUUGGAAGAGAAGAUGCUUCUCCUUCCCACCCCAGGAGUGAUUUGCAAUAACCCGAAUCUCUGGAAAAUGUCCAAAUGAAAUUAAUUCUCUUUGAGCAUUUCAAUCAAGAAUGGCAGGGAUGUAUUUUAUUGAAUAAUCUAGUUACUGUAACAUGGAUAUUUAUUUUUUUGACAUUUUAACACUUUUUACUGUAAAGAGUGGAUUGUAUUUAUAGACACACAGACUUGUUGCAAAAAAAAAAAAAAAGUUCAGAAAGCAAGCACACUAUGGAGAAACAUCCUGGGAGUCCUGCCUGGACAGCUUUGUGUACAGACGCGGGGGAUUCUCUUGCUGCUUGCACAGGGGACCAGGCCUUGUGGCCCUGAAGAUUGGAGAACAGAUCAAGAAAACUAAACCACUCAGUCUUAUCAAAUGAGGAAAAGCAGAAAAAGACCUGACUGUAGGGUCACCUGUGAACAAAGUGUUUUCAGUAUAACCAGCUGGGUCAUUUUUAAUCAGAAGGUGGACAUGUUCCUGGAGAAAACUGGUACUGAGGUGCUAACAACCAGGGUCUUCUGAGUCGAUACAUCCCCAGGAAUGUAAUGAUGGGUUUUAUUUUAAGGAUUUUUAGUUUCUUUUUUUAAUCAGCAUUUUGUUGUGAGAUCCUGCAAAUGUAUUCUAACCUCGUCCUCUUGAGAAUUGGUAUCAGAGCACUUCUUACCACCGUCCUUGCUUCACUCUGGGAGUGUCAACCUCCAGCUGAGCAGGGAAACCUCUCUCAGAUGCAGUGUGCCAUUUCCCAGUUUACUUCCUCCUCUUACCUCCUGUCUGUUUCAGUCAGUCAAAGAAAUCAAUCAACUCAGUGUUGUCCAAGCGAGGACUUGCAAAGCAUGGAAAGCACAUUCCGCAGAGCCCGAGCACUUCUGGGGAGGACGCUGGAGACGCCUGGAGUGGACUGGGAGAAGCAGCCUCUCACCUACAGCAGCAUCGAGAACCAGCAGAGGGCUGUGUGUUGAGGGGGAAGACUGGGAAUCACUGGCCUGGCUGAGAGCAUCAGCCCUGCCCUGUCUCCUUAUUCACUGUACAUUCUUGGAAGCAUUAGCAGCUGCCUGCCCUUCAUGGCAGGCCUUGUGCAGGGAAUCCUGACAUGGCCGUGGCACCGCUGUGUCUCGGGUGUGCCCCGAGGCCUCUGUUUCUCCUCCAAGCUGAAACUCUGCAGGUGCAAGUGAGGAUAGUACUGGUAUGUGACAGGCCGAGGCAUUGGCAGAUGAGAAAAAUUUGUUUUCUGAUAGAACUCAUAGUGCCUUCCCUUCAAACACUACUCUUCUAAAACAAUAUUGAAAGAGAACAAAACGAUAGAGCACGUUCCGCCCCCUUCCUUAGUUGAUGUCCCCCUGCAAGAGCUCUCCCUCUGCCCUUCCCAGUGUGCUGGCUGGCACGGCCAGCUAGAGGUGAACGGCAGGAAUGGACCAUGGACAGGUACUUCUGUUGCUUUGUUUGUUUACAUUUUAUGUUAAAAUAUUGGUUUGAACUUAACUGUGGUAAUUUAUAGCCUCAUGGCAAAGUGAAGGAAAAUGUCUUACUUAUACAGAGAGCAGUAUUGUAUGAGUUAAAUUAUCCCAUAUUUUUAAAUUUUUGUAGCUGGACUACAGACAGAUCUUAAGUUAUGAUGUUAUUUUAUUAUUUAUUAUCAUUUCUGUAGAUCAGAAGGUUGGCUUCACCGCUAGCACAAUUGUAAUCUCUGUGUGUGACGUUACCUUCUCCCUGCUCGCCAGAGGGGUGGGAGCAGAGCUGGGCUCAGUGGCUGUCAGGAGUUGCUGCCUCUCGUGAUUUCCAGGGAUGCUGUUACUCCAGGGCAGAGCGCAGAGAGGGGUGGAUGGCUGCAGUCAGGUUCCUCGUGGGCAGAGCUGCAGUUUGCUCAUGUUGCUGAUGGUUGGCAGCCACUGAACUGGUGGGAAUGUGAGGAGAGUGGUCAGGGGGUGAGGGGCUUUUGAACUGAUCACAAAGUGAAUAACUGUGACGAGAGUUCCCUGGCCAGAGCAUCCAAAACGAUGUCAGGGAGGAGGGCAGUUGCCCUGGGCAGUGGGUCCAUGUAGUGGACCUGCCCACCUGGGCAGGACCAAACAGGCUCCUGGAGAGGGAGUGACCUGCUCACCCUGCUCUGGGCAGAGACAGAGAACCCUGAGAGGAGUGCAGCUCUUUCCUGGCUCAUUCCCUCUCUCUUCCCACCUUUUGUUUCUCCUCCCCAGUGUUCUUUGUCUCUCGGCCAGUGGCAGGAGGAGCCGGCAGGGCCAGAGAUGGCUUUGCUGUUGUGGUGUGAGAGGGGGUUCGCAGGCCAAGGUGUGGGAAUUUAGCAGUGGAGAACUGUGUUCACAUAACACCUUGUGGUGUAAAGAGAGGUGGAGAACUGCCAUCAGGUGUCCCCAUCAGAGGAUGCCGAGCCCUGUGUCCCUGGACAGACUCUGCUCAGACCUGGCAGGCUCUGGGAGACCCAUGGGCAGCACUGGUAUCCUUGGGCAGUCCCACAAACAGCCCCAAAGCAGAGCUGCCUCCAGCUCAGGCCUGUCACUGUCCCCAGGGCCUCUGGCCUGCGGCAAUCCAGUCCCUGACCAACAGAUUCCAGAGGGAUUUGGGCACCUGUGGUCUCUUUGUAGGCUCCACCAUGGGUUGAAGCUCCACUGGGCUCGCAGAGCUUUGGUGUUUGGGAUUUUGAGACCCUUCUGGGCCAGCUGUCCUGGAUGCAGCUGACCCUUCCCCAUCCUUACCUGGGGACAUGCUGGCCUGUUCUGCAGCCUGGGCAAGCAGAGCUGCCCCCUCCAGCCUACCACAUUUAGCUCUAUUCUCACACCCCCGGGCCAUUGCACUGUUCCAGUCCAGUGUCGCUGCUCCUCCUGCUGCUCCUGACCCUGCAUCCCUCUGGGAAUGCCACUAGGGCAGCCCCUUGCCCUGCCUGUGGAGGUGCCACCCCAGCCUCCCCUGCACACGUCCCGUGGGCAGAGCUGGCUCAGCACCCCCACAUUCCCGGGAUGGUUGCUGUCAGUUCUGGGGGGGUUAUGUAGGAUUUUCCUUAGUGACAGCUCCCUGGGAUUGCACAGUCCCCACAUCGCUGUAUGGGCACCUCUGCUGCGGUUCCUUGCACUUCCUCUCCUGGCAGGGUCUGGGGUUGAGAGGUGUAGGUGAGCCUGCUUACUCCUUGUAGUUACACCGCAUUCCAGGGCCGGAGUAAACUGUGGGUUUCCUUUCCAGCAUCCCGAGUACCCUGAUCCCGUUCUUGUGGCUGCUGACAGCUCCUGAACACUAGCCUAGAUUUUCUCCCAGAGCUGAAUGUUGCCCUCCCCACUGUCGUGUUAAGUACCCAUUUCAUCUUGGCCCUGUCCAGUAGUGUUCAUCCCCUCCUCCCUGCUCUGUGGAUUCCUGAGACAAACUUGAUUUUUUUUUGUAUUGACCAGUGUACAGUGAUGGAAACAAGAAUGACUAUCAAAGCAAACAAUGCAUGGAAUAAAAAGCCAGUGUACUUCAA
Messenger RNA from Motacilla alba alba, 7678 nucleotides. RefSeq names its product mitogen-activated protein kinase kinase kinase 13 (gene MAP3K13). NCBI's taxonomy places the organism in Eukaryota, Metazoa, Chordata, Aves, Passeriformes, Motacillidae. Gene Ontology annotation, molecular function: ATP binding; JUN kinase kinase kinase activity. Gene Ontology annotation, biological process: JNK cascade; protein autophosphorylation. The coding region runs from base 1322 to 4219 and encodes 965 amino acids. The record is from RefSeq and is a predicted model, not a curated record. The transcript is spliced from 17 exons.